Molecule: messenger RNA, 1243 nt
Organism: Sipha flava (yellow sugarcane aphid)
Lineage: Eukaryota; Metazoa; Arthropoda; Insecta; Hemiptera; Aphididae
Product: protein dimmed-like
Exons: 5
Coding region: 366-1040 (224 amino acids)
Molecular function (GO): protein dimerization activity
Source: RefSeq, a predicted model, not a curated record
AGCUCGUCGUCAUAUACGCGCGCGUUUCCGUGCACGCGAGUGGUGCAGUUUCGCCUUCGUCCAUACCGCGCGCGCGCGCGUUUUACCCGUACUUUAAAACGUGUUCACCGACAAAUGACACGAUCGUUUACCGUACGAACAUCUGAUUCCGUCAAUCAUACCGUAUUCGUGCGUUCGUUUUCGCAUUGAAUUCGAUAUUGUGGCCGCUGCUGUCGCUGUGCCCAGGUCCCAUCACGCGUGCAUGGAUCGCAAGAAUCGCGCAGACAUCCGCCUCCGCCGCGUCCGAAGUUUUAAUAGAACGCUAUAAACGUAAGCAGAACAAGCCCGAAGCGGACACGUCAAGACGACUCAGGUAUUCGACUUCUAUGCUAAGUACCAGAGAUCUCUGUUCAGAAGAAGACAUGUUGGACGGACUACAACUUCGCGGCCGAUCUUUCGACGUCUCCACUACUGACCAUUCGAGAUCGCCCAGCACAGAGGACGGUUCGUUUUACCUACCGGACAACAAUAAUGCGUCCGAAGACGACGACGAUAACGUUAAAAGUGAUUCCGAAAGUUCGGACGAGAAAUCGCGAAGACCUCUGGCAGGAAAGCGAAAACGGCAGACGAGCGUGGACGAGGACGACGGCACGACAGUCACGUCCAACACGAGGAGAUGUCGCAGGAGCAUCCGGCAAAGGCGGUCGGUGGAAUCGCUGUCGGCCAAGGACCGGAACAUGCGAAGACUGGAGAGCAACGAACGCGAAAGGUUGCGCAUGCACUCCUUAAACGACGCUUUUGAGAAAUUACGCGAAGUGGUUCCGCAUGUGAAAAUGGGACGUAAACUGUCCAAGUUGGAGACAUUGACAUUGGCGAAGAACUACAUAAUGGCAUUGACAAAUGUUAUAUGUGAGAUGAGAGGAGAACAAAAACCAUUUACUUUUGAUGAUCCUGAACAUGGCGAGAACGAUUAUGCAUCGAGCAACGACGGUGGAUUCGAGUCGGGCAAUAGUGGAAAAAUUCCGUCGAAUCUGGAACAAGAGUUACUAUCUUCGGAUUAAAAUACAUGACACUUUUUACACUUUGUACAUUUCCUAUUUUUUUUUCUUUUAUUUUGUUAAUAGUAUUGCGUUGUACAAGCUAAACCGUUGCGUAUCAGUUAAUUUACCACUAAAACACUGUUUUUGCGUUUUGACGUUUACCAAAUAUCUAUUUUUGUUUUUAUAAUGUUAUAUUAUUGUAUUACUAUUGUUAACUAUAAUAU